Mollisia scopiformis is the source of this 1541-nucleotide messenger RNA. RefSeq names its product alcohol dehydrogenase. The coding region runs from base 325 to 1437 and encodes 370 amino acids. The record is from RefSeq and is a predicted model, not a curated record. Gene Ontology annotation, molecular function: zinc ion binding; oxidoreductase activity. NCBI's taxonomy places the organism in Eukaryota, Fungi, Ascomycota, Leotiomycetes, Helotiales, Mollisiaceae. The transcript has 5 exons.
AUUGCAAUUGGUUGCAAGUCUUCCAAGUCAAGUUCUGGCAGCUGUUCACUGGACACACCGGGCUCUGGACCCACACCCCGCAUUACCCCGCCCCGAGGCUGAGCUAUGUCCGACUCAAGACUCUUGACUCCAUCAUGCCACCACCCAACCAUUCUUCGCUCUAAGCUCAGGGAGCGAAUGCACCAAGAUGGCGGAACACCACCGCGACCCCGCAUGGUCCCACGUAGGACAAGAACAUUGUACCCCUCCUCCUCUUAUAAGAAGGAAUUGGUCCCGAGGAAUCGGGAUAGGAACCCAUCAAGGUAUCGCUGGUAAGAAAUCGCUAUGGCAGCUACAAACGAGAGCAAGAACGGAGAAAUCCAUUUCGAGAUCCCGAAGACAUGCAAGGCCGGCGUGGUGGUGAACGAAGGACCGGAUUUUCGGGUCGAGGUUCAGGAUGUGCCUGUUCCGGAGCCAGGACCUGAUGAAGUUCUUCUCAAACUCAAUGCGACAGGCCUCUGUAUGUCUGAUAUCCACUUCAUGAUGAACGAUUGGGCCAUGCCGAAGAUGUCUACCUUCGGUGUGCAAUGCGCGGGUCACGAAGGUGCCGGCGUGGUCGUGAAGGUCGGCGCUAAUGUAAAGAACUGGAAGGUUGGAGACCGUGGUGGAGUCAAACCUCUUUGGGACGUCUGCGGAAAAUGCGAGAUGUGUUGGGAGGGAAGAGAGAACUAUUGCCAAAAGGGUAUACACACCGGACUUGUGGCGACAGGGACAUACCAGCAGUAUAUCACGAGUCCGGCGAAAUACACAAGCCCGAUCCCGGACGGGGUGAGUGAUUAUAUUGCGGGGCCGAUUAUGUGUAGUGCGAGUACAAUGCACAGGGCGUUGAUCGAUUCUGGGUUGAAGGUUACACAAUGGGUUGUAUUUCCUGGUGGCGGUGGUGGAGUUGGCAUCCAAGGUGUCCAACUGGCGAAGGCAAUGGGUAUGCGUCCAAUCGUAAUUGAUACGGGAGACGCAAAACGCAAGCUCUCCCUAGAAAUGGGCGCCGAGGCUUUCAUCGAUUUCAAAGAGGUACCCAACGUCGCCGAGGAGGUCAAGAAGGUCGCUGGUGGCGUUGGAGCGCAUGGUGUGAUCGUUACCGCCUACCAAGCAUACAAAGAUGCCAUUAGCUAUAUUGGCGACAGAAUUAGUGGAGUUGUGGUUUGCGUUGGCUUGCCGCCAAAGGACCUGAUGACAAUUGGAGCAGACCCUUCAUAUUUCGCGUUCCGAAACCUCAAAAUUAUGGGGUCACUCAUCGGUACGAUGCAGGAUACUGCGAUGGCAUUGGAAUAUGCUCAAAGAGGGUUGUUAAAGCAGAUUUGUGAGGUUCGAGGUUUGAGCGCGUUUCCUGAAAGUGUGCAGCAGUUGAGGAGAGGGGAGAUUGCUGGCCGUGUCGUGAUUGAUUUCGAGAAGCCUUGAUUGAUUGUAGAACGUAGUCCAGGUAAAUUUCUAAUCGACCAUCAGAUGCCCAGAAGAUCAAUUGUGCGUGAACUUUGCGACAUUCCUGGUUAACCUGAACCAAC